This is a messenger RNA of Mercurialis annua (annual mercury), 1086 nucleotides long. RefSeq lists its product as uncharacterized. The record is from RefSeq and is a predicted model, not a curated record. Gene Ontology annotation, cellular component: ribosome. The transcript has 2 exons. Lineage: Eukaryota; Viridiplantae; Streptophyta; Magnoliopsida; Malpighiales; Euphorbiaceae. The coding region runs from base 350 to 1078 and encodes 242 amino acids. Gene Ontology annotation, biological process: translation. Gene Ontology annotation, molecular function: structural constituent of ribosome.
CACAAUAGACGAAUAUGAGCAAUCUUUUUUUAGAUAAUAAAGGGAUUCUUCUAUUUUCUCUUAUUCAUCCGUUGAAUUAGUGGAUGCUGCCAAAGGGUGUGGUGAUAUCAUACGCAAAAAGAAAGAGAUUCAUAGAAUGAGGCAGAUAUAGCUUUUGCGUUAACUAAAAAAUAAUGGGACACAAAAAGAAUUGACUAUUGAGCCGUAUGAGGUAGCUGGGUUAAUGCAAACAAGUUGAAGAAGAUGGGGUUCUGGGGUAUAGCUAAGCCUCAUGAAGCUUCCUGCAGCUGGAGACAGAUUAUGAAAAUUAGAUCUAGAAUUGCAGAUUAUUUUGUGUAUAAGCUAGGUGAUGGAGCCAACUUCUCCUUUUGUGUAUAAGCUAGACAGAAAUGCUACUGUGAAAAGUCUUUGGAAAAAUGAUAACUGGUCUUUUCCUGAUCCUUUGGAUGAUUAUACUCUAGCUAUCUGGGAGUAUGUCAAGAGCAAUUUUAAGAUCAAGCAAGAUGAGACAGAUAAAGUGACCUGCAAGUCUGCAAAUGGAAAUUUUUCUAUUAAUAGUUGUUGGAAGCAUUUGAAUCCUGCUGCUAGCAGUAUCCCCUGGACUUCUAUUAUCUGGUAUAAGGAUAACAUCCCCAGGUAUUCUUUCAUUACUUGGUUAGCUUUGCAAGAUAAGCUUAACACAAAAGACAAGUUACUUAGAUGGAAGGUGGUGCAAAGUGAUGUUUGCUGUUUCUGCAAGUCUGAAACUGAGUCCAUCAGUCAUUUAUUCUUUGAGUGUGGCUAUUCCAAAGCAAUUUGGAAAAGAUUACUUGCUGACAUGAGUUUUAAUAGAGAUGUGAUGCAUUGGAGAAGAGAAGUCAGUUUUUUUGUUAGGAGAACUAAAGAUUCUGAUCUCAUCAAAUAUAACUCCAAAAUAACCCGAUUCCAUAAACAACAUCGAGGAAGAGUGAAAGAAAUAGCUUUUCGAGGUUAUCAUAUUUGUUUAGGCAAAUAUGCUCUUCAGGCACUUGAACCCGCUUGGAUUACAUCUAGACAAAAAAGAAGUCUUAUUUUUAUAUUAUAUCAAUCAUUAUUCUAAAAUAUUGA